AUGCCUCUCUUCAGCCUGAUGCCUCUCUUCAGCCUGAUGCCUGUACUCAGCCUGAUGCCUCCUGAAGCCUCUACUCAGCCUGAAGCCUCUACUCAGCCUGAAGCCUCUACUCAGCCUGAAGCCUCUACUCAGCCGGAUGCCUCUACUCAGCCUGAAGCCUCUACUCAGCCUGAAGCCUCUACUCAGCCUGAAGCCUCUACUCAGCCGGAUGCCUCUACUCAGCCGGAUGCUUCUACCCAGCAUAAUGAACUGAUCCAGCCUGAUGAUCCUAUUAGGCCAGUUGACUCGAUGCCCGCUGUUGAUCCAGAUGAUCCGGUGCCCGCUGUCGUGCCAAUUGACUCAGAGCCCGCUGUUGUACCUGGUGACUCGGUGCCCACUGCCUUGCCAGAUGACGCGGUGCCCGCUGGCGAGCCAAAUGACCUGAUGCCUGGUGACCCAGUGCCCGCUGUCAUACCUGGUGACCCGAUGCCCGCUGUCGAGCCAGACAAUCGGUACCUGAUGACCCGGUGACCGCUGUCGUGCCA
Molecule: messenger RNA, 524 nt
Organism: Staurois parvus
Lineage: Eukaryota; Metazoa; Chordata; Amphibia; Anura; Ranidae
Source: the annotation of a GenBank genome assembly